ACAGCCACGUGUGCGGAAGCGGCGGGCGGGCCGGGGGAGGCGGGAGCGGCGGUGGGGUCGGGCCGGGCCGGGGCUGCCGGAGCGGAGCGGAGAUGCCGUUGAAGGCGGUGAUCCUCAUCGGGGGCCCGCAGAAGGGGACCCGGUUCCGGCCGCUGUCCUUCGAGGUGCCCAAGCCGCUCUUCCCCGUGGCCGGUGUGCCCAUGGUGCAGCACCACAUCGAGGCCUGCGCCAAGGUGCCCGGCAUGAAGGAGAUCCUGCUGAUGGGCUUCUACCAGCCCCACGAGGCCCUCAGCCGCUUCCUGGUGUCAGCACAGCAGGAGUUCAAGAUCCCCAUCAGGUAUCUCCAGGAGUACGCGGCGCUGGGCACGGGUGGUGGCAUCUAUCACUUCCGAGACCAGAUCCUGUCGGGUGGUGCUGAGGCCUUCUUUGUCCUCAACGCGGACGUGUGCUCAGAGUUCCCCUUGCAGGAGAUGCUGGAGUUCCGGCAGCAACACGGGGAUGCGCACAGCUUUGUCAUUCUGGGUACCACAGCCAACAGGACGCAGGCGCUGAAUUACGGCUGUAUUGUGGCAAACACGGACACGCAGGAGGUCCAGCACUACGUGGAGAAGCCCAGCACGUUUGUCAGUGAGAUCAUUAACUGUGGCAUCUACCUGUUCACACCUGCCAUCUUCCAGCACAUUGGCGAGGUCUUCCAGAGGAACCAGCAGGAGCUAACGCUAGAGGAGAGCUCCAACGGCUGGCAGCGUGCAGAAGUGAUCCGGCUAGAGCAGGAUGUUUUCACGGCGUUGGCUGGGAGCGGCAAACUCUACGUCUACAAAACCGAUGGCUUCUGGAGCCAGAUCAAAUCAGCUGGCUCUGCUAUCUAUGCUAGCCGCCUUUACCUGAACCAGUAUAGCAAAAGCCACCCAGAGAGGCUGGCCCAGAACAAGCCUGGAGGCCCAGUCAUCCGAGGGAACGUGUACAUCCACCCAACGGCCUCCAUUGAUAGCACUGCGGUGCUGGGCCCCAACGUCUCCAUUGGGGAGGGGGUGGCAGUGGGAGCUGGUGUGCGCGUGCGUGAGUCCAUUGUCCUGCAUGGCGCCUCGCUCCACGACCACACCUGUGUUCUCAAUACCAUUGUGGGCUGGGACAGCACCAUUGGGCGCUGGGCCCGGGUUGAAGGAACGCCCAGUGACCCCAACCCCAACGAUCCCUAUGCCAAGAUUGACAGCGAGACCCUCUUCCGGGACGGACGCCUCACACCAUCCAUCACAAUCCUAGGCUGCAGUGUCACCAUCCCUGCCGAGGUCGUUAUUCUUAACUCCAUUGUCCUUCCUCACAAGGAGCUGAGCCGCAGCUACAAGAACCAGAUUAUCCUGUGAGUCAGCUGUGUGCUGGGUUGGGGGGGCCCAGUGCCAGCCCCCCACUCCCUGGUGUGCCCCACAGUAAGAGCCUGUGCUGGGACUUUACCUCCUGGGAGGUUCCCAGCACCCCCAGAGGGGUAGGUGCAGGUCAGGAGCCCUGCAAGUGCCUGAUUCCUACUCCAGACAGACAUUAAAGCCGGUGAGCAUCAGCUUUGUGUGCUGCUUCUCUUGCAGCCCAGGGACCAGCCCUGGGGCAGGGUGAAGGCUUCAGGGACAGCACGUGGCCCUGGCACCAGGCUGCAUGCCUCUGCAGAGAGUCCUGGGCUGAGGCUGUUGAAGGAGCACUUGCUGCCUGCAGCGUCUCGGGUCCUGAGCUGUGGACAUUUCUCCACCCAAGGGUACUACCAGCACAGUCUUGUCAUCCCUCACCAGGCUCUCCCUGCAGCGGUUGCUGUCUGCAGCUCCCUGGAAGGUCUUGGCCCCUCUCAGAGUCUGGGGAGCUUUGAAUGUGCCUGUCCUGCGUAGGCAGCUCACCCUGCAGGAGCUGGCUGUGAGGAUCCUGAUUUCAGCAGCGUGGUUGCAACAGCCUGAGCUGGGAAAACAGCAGCACCAGGCUGGCCUAAGGCACUGGCAUGCAAAGCCUGGGUUGGACAGGCACACUGCUGGCCCUGGAGGGAGCUGCCAAGAGCACCCCCUCCCCCAGCACCUCCUCCACUCCCCAAGGCUCGAUAUGAGCCAGGAGAGCUGCCAGCCCUGCCGAGCCUGCUCCUGUCAGGCUGACGCCUGUGCAGGCUGCCUAGGCAGGGCUCAGGGGGAUGGCAGCAGGCCCCUGCCACCCCGGUGGGCCAACAGCCUCUGCACCAGCAUGGGCAUAGCUUGGGGGGCUUGCUGCAUGUCUCCCCUUGCACCAGCCAUGUCCACAGGGCACCAGAGCAAUCAACUUACACGUGGGCAGGUGGCAGAGACCUACUGCCUUGCUCUGUCUCAAAAAACCCUGUUUUUAUUGAAGGCAGCUCCCUGCUGGUCCUGGCACAGUCUGUCUGCGGUAACCAACACUGCCCUUUGUCUACUUAGCUCCCUGUCUUUGGUUUUGGAGUUCUGUGCUAAAGCCCUGUGCUCCACCAAGGGCCCCAUCACACCCCUUGCCUUCAGUGAGGCACUGCUUUAGGGAUUCUCCAUCCAUCCAGUACCACCCCAGCUCGAUGGAUUUGCAGUAAAUCCUUGCUCCCAGCCCUGUGCCUUCCCGUGCCAGUUCUCCCGUAGUCCUGGGUGGGGGAUUAGCUGUUCCCUGGCUUUAAGCACAUUAAACUCCUUCAGUUUUGCCUCUG
Grus americana (Whooping crane) is the source of this 2674-nucleotide messenger RNA. RefSeq names its product GDP-mannose pyrophosphorylase A (gene GMPPA). Gene Ontology annotation, cellular component: cytoplasm. The transcript is spliced from 12 exons. NCBI's taxonomy places the organism in Eukaryota, Metazoa, Chordata, Aves, Gruiformes, Gruidae. The record is from RefSeq and is a predicted model, not a curated record. Gene Ontology annotation, molecular function: transferase activity. Gene Ontology annotation, biological process: biosynthetic process. The coding region runs from base 93 to 1364 and encodes 423 amino acids.